UACAAAAGUGGCGAACUGGACUCAAGCUGCAAGGUUGGCCAUGGAGAUCUUCCAAGACGGCGAGCUGGAGGCCGAGAUGCACAAACGCGACCUGAAAGCUAACAGCCUUGGUACCUGGUGGAAUCUCUUCUCCGAGACGUACGAGGAGUUGGUGCAAUCUAUCGCCAGUCCCGUGCGAGCUGAAUACUCGGCUCGGGAGCUGGGUGAUCGACAGUUCCGCCUUGGCACUGUGCACAAGGAAAACGAAGAAUUUGUGCGAGAGGAUUUUUACCUCAACAAUGCCAGAGGAGAGCCCUUGGCGUGCAGUUUCUGGCGUCGUAGAACAGUGAGAGAUGCAGAUCCAAUCACAGAUCUCGCGAGCUCCUCGUCAUCUUCCUCGUUGAACAGUGAGGAGGAGAAGACGGUGGUUGCAUGUUCCAUGGAGGCAUCCCAGGCAGAGAGUGCGAGUGGCACGGAUAGCAGUAGCAAUUCUAGUUGGAGCAGCCAACAGACACCGAAGAGUACGGCUAUCGACCCAUGCAUCAUCUAUCUGCAUGGUAUGUCAAGCUCCCGCAAAGAAUGCGUCUACUUGCACCGCAAAGUGCUGGCUGCGGGUUUCUCACUUUUCGCAUUGGAUCUGUCAGGCUCGGGUCUUUCUGGCGGUGAUCGCGUAUCAUUUGGGUAUUUUGAGCACGAUGACUUGCGGACGGUGGUAGAUUAUCUGUAUGCUACAGGACGUGCGUCGGCUGUGGGUUUUUGGGGGCGCGAUAUUGGAUCGGCUGCGGCUUUGCUGCAUGUGAAGGAGCGUAUGCCGUAUCACUAUGAAACUAUGACGCUUUCGAGCAAAAACGCAAAGAAAUUGGAGGUCGUGGAGGAUAAGGAGAAUCACCACAUUCUGUGUAUUCCUCCAGUAGCUGGACUGCACUUCAGGUUCAACAAGUACAGCGCAGCAAACGGGGACUUCGUUCUACUUGCAAUUGACAAUGUUCCUGUCCAGGGUUUAAACCCGACAGCAUGCUAUCGUCUUAUUCAGCGGAGCUGCAAAAGAAAUGGCGGUACAGCUCGCUUACAGGGUUUCAAAAAGCGCUCUUCUAGUGACACUGGAGAUGACAAGUUCAUCUUUGCUUUAACGGCCGACAGCGCGUACGGAGACAUGGAGCAAGUAAUUUGGGAUAUGUUACAGAUGAUCACCAAGAGCGCCGAGCGACGUAGUCUGUUUUUUCCGUCUGCGAUGGUCACAGCGUCGCAGAAAAUCCUGGCGAACUCCAUCGGGAAGGCUGGAGGAUUCAGUUUCCGCGAUGUGCGGUUGCUCGAUGCAGUGCCAUAUUUCACACUUCCGUGCCUCUUUAUCAGCGCCUCGAAGAAGGAUUUCUUCAUGCCAGAACAUGCUAAAGCCCUCUUUGACCGGUAUGGCGGCUCCAAGAGCUACAUUCAAUCCACAGGCCAGAUUGAUGACAAUCGGCCAGCCGAAGUGCUAGACACGGCGAUUUCCCACUUCAGCAAGAGGUUCAAACUGCUUAAGAUAUGAACGGUAAUGGUGGACAAUGGUAGUAUGUGAGUGACAAUUAUAAAAUAAAUUCAACGUUGUAUUUUUUUUU
Phytophthora nicotianae INRA-310 is the source of this 1577-nucleotide messenger RNA. RefSeq lists its product as hypothetical. Lineage: Eukaryota; Oomycota; Peronosporomycetes; Peronosporales; Peronosporaceae. The transcript is spliced from 2 exons. Bases 41 to 1507 code for a protein of 488 amino acids. The record is from RefSeq and is a predicted model, not a curated record.